CGUUCGUGGCGUGCAUGCCGGUUCCACCCACCCGCGAGUCCACCCAUCGUUUGAUGGUCUAUACGAAUCUCUUGUUAGAAGAUCUCCUCGCACACUCUCGCGCUACCACUGUCAGCCGUUAGUAGACAUUAAGAGGGGAAGAGGUGUUCGUGUCUUCGUGUUCGGAUCUCAACUCGGCGAUCAAAUCAAGGAACCCCGGUGUAGUCCGGCACAGGUUCUGUGGAUUAAAAUCGGCGGGUUGUGGGCGGGCAUUGUUUCCUUCUUCUUCGGUGGCAAAGAUCAAGAAGACGCUACGCCAUCAAAAGGCGACGACGAGGAUCGAAGUUUUGUGAUCAGUGACGGGUGGCAUCGGACUCGAGAUUGUUUGUCGUUGCUGUUCCUGUUCAUGCUAUUGGAAGCCCGGAGCAAUCUUUUCUCGAGUUUCAUGGAUUCUCUAUUAAUUUUCUGGGGAUCCUUGUUUGUCGGCACUUCUCGAAUACUUUGGGAAGGCAAAGGCUUACAAAGAAAAAGCUUUGAUUUUCCUGGAUUUCAGUUGAUGGUGGGGCUAUAGUUUGACCAUUGCACAAAAACUUGCUUCAGGAAAAAAGAAAAAAAGAGCAACCAUAUUAGAGGCUAAGAUACAAGCUCACCGGAUAAUUCAAGUCCGAUUAAUGCAGGAUUGUAAAAUGGUUGCCAAAGAGAGUGGGGAGGAAAGAGAAGAUCAUUCAAGUGAAUUGGAAAAAGAUGUAAAACAUGGCAAGGAUGGUGAAUCAGAUUCUGACCCAGCAAGGGAUUCACUUUCCUCGCAAGGAGAGACGCCAGCUAAUGAUGAUAGCAAGGUCAGAAGAGCUUCAAGGGUUCCAAAGAAGCUUGCAAAAAAGGAAACAAUUGACAACAGUCCUCACAUAUCACAAGGAAAUGCUAAUCAUCAAGAACAUGGCAGACUGCACUUUAGAGCAUCAAAUACUAGUCAAAAGAAAUCUCAAAAGCCUGGCAGAGCUUCUGUAUCACCUAAAAAUCUGAACAAUAAGAAAUUAGAUAAUACCAAUAUUUCCUCCAAACCUUCAUCAGAAGUGUCCGAAGAAACAGAUAUUAAAGCAGUCGAAGAGGUUAAGGAGAUAGAUGUGUUGGAUGAGGCUCCUGUAUGUGAUCAGCGUAAUGGGACAGAUGAUGAAACGGUUGAUACAGAAGAGAAUGUCCUUGAUGAUGACAGGGCGAGUGUGUAUCAGAAGAUUGAGGAGAUGGAGUCAAGAAUUGAAAAACUCGAGGAGGAGCUCAGAGAAGUUGCUGCACUUGAGAUUUCUCUCUAUUCUGUCGUACCAGAGCAUGGAAGUUCAGCACAUAAAGUUCACACACCUGCUCGGCGCCUUUCAAGACUAUAUAUUCAUGCUUGCAAAUAUUGGACCCAGGACAAGAAGGCCACAGUUGCCAGAAACAUUGUUUCAGGGCUUGUACUGACUGCAAAGUCCUGUGGGAAUGAUGUUUCAAGGUUGACAUUCUGGUUGUCAAACACAGUUGUCCUUAGAGAGAUUAUUUUUCAAACAUUUGGCAACCUGUCCAACUCUACAAAUAUGAGGGCUGUUGAGUCAAAUGGUGGUGCAAGGAAAACUGAUGAGAAACAUACACCACUGAGACGGAAAAACAAUUCUGUUAUCAGACAAGGAAAAAGCCUUGGUUUUAUGCAAUUGUUGGACGACUGGCAGGACACAAGUACAUGUACAACAGCAUUGGAAAAGAUAGAAUCUUGGAUAUUCUCCCGAAUUGUUGAAUCAGUGUGGUGGCAGACGUUGACUCCACAUAUGCAAUCACCAUUAGAGGAGUUGUACACUCAAAAAAACUUUGGUAAAUUGUUGGGACCAGUGUUGGGUGAUCAACAGCAGGGAAGCCUUUCUAUAAACUUAUGGAUAAGUGCUUUUCAUGAUGCCUUUAGCAGGCUCUGUCCAGUUCGCGCUGGAGGACAUGAGUGUGGCUGCCUGCCUGUAUUGGCCAGAAAGGUGAUGGAGCAGUGUGUAUCCAGAUUAGAUGUUGCCAUGUUCAAUGCAAUUCUGCGUGAAUCAGCUCAUGAAAUUCCAACUGAUCCUGUAUCGGAUCCAAUUGUUGAUCCAAAAGUUCUGCCAAUUCCUGCUGGGGAUUUAAGCUUUGGUUCUGGUGCACAACUCAAAAAUUCAAUAGGAAAUUGGUCUAGAUGGUUAACAGAUCUAUUCGGCAUGGACGCUGAGGAUUCAACUAAAGAUGUUCAGGAUGCCAAUGAGGAAGAGACCCUAAUGGAGGCAAAUGCUGGAUCAAAAUCUUUUCAUCUGCUUAAUGAGUUGUGUGAUCUUUUAAUGCUUCCCAAGGACAUGCUACUUGAUAGGACCGUCAGAAAAGAGGUCUGCCCUUCUAUUGGUCUGCCCUUGAUAACACGGAUACUAUGUAACUUUACACCUGACGAGUUUUGUCCAGAUCCUGUUCCAGGAGUUGUGCUGGAGGAACUAAACACUAAGAGCAUUCUGGAGAGGAGGGUGUCGGACAAGGAAGUGAUUGGUGGCUUCCCGUGUGCAGCUGCUCCGGUGGUAUACUUGCCUCCUUCAGCUGAUGAUGUGGCGGAGAAGGUGGGCGAUGUAGGUGGCAAAGCCGGGCUCGAGAGGAGAGGUUCCAUGGUCCAGAGAAAGGGAUACACGAGCGAUGAGGAUCUGGAUGAAUUAGACGACACUCCGCUUGCGCAUAUUAUGGACAAAACACCGCCACUCGUCUCCCCAUCUCCAGUGGGUGGAGGGCACAAGGAAAGUUGGACCUCCAACUCCAGGUACAAUCUUCUCCGGGAAGUGUGGUGCGUGUGAAUAUGCCUUGUCAACCUGGGGUCUCCGCCACCAAGCCUAGUGAAAGUUCACAAACAUUAGACCACCGUGCGAAAGAGUUGUGUCAUAGGCUUCAUCUUCACCAGGACGUCGUAUCGUUUGACACAUCCAUUUGCUGCUUGUAUUGCACACAUCUCUCGGUUGAAUACGCAAGCUUUCAGUCUUUUCUUUCCA
Musa acuminata AAA Group (dessert banana) is the source of this 2990-nucleotide messenger RNA. RefSeq lists its product as uncharacterized. Lineage: Eukaryota; Viridiplantae; Streptophyta; Magnoliopsida; Zingiberales; Musaceae. The record is from RefSeq and is a predicted model, not a curated record. The transcript has 10 exons. Gene Ontology annotation, cellular component: nuclear pore. The coding region runs from base 651 to 2798 and encodes 715 amino acids.